Molecule: messenger RNA, 1482 nt
Organism: Coccidioides posadasii C735 delta SOWgp
Lineage: Eukaryota; Fungi; Ascomycota; Eurotiomycetes; Onygenales; Onygenaceae
Gene: SEC9
Product: Protein transport protein S9 plasma membrane t-SNARE
Biological process (GO): vesicle fusion; exocytosis
Cellular component (GO): SNARE complex; plasma membrane
Molecular function (GO): SNAP receptor activity; syntaxin binding
Source: RefSeq, a predicted model, not a curated record
CAGAUAAAUAUCAGUGUUUCCGACUGCGUCCAGUUCCUUGACUAACCAGCUUAAUAACCUUCCCCUCUCCCUCCUCACAACACUUCUGCCUGCGCAUACGGACAUACAACCUAGCACAAAAUGAGAAAGUUGGGCUUCGGUAAAAAAGGCGAAGACGGAGACGAUGACAAUAGAAGAGCCCUUUUUGGCUCAAGGUCAAAGGCGAAAAGCCCAGCUCCCCAGUCAAACCCCUAUGCCCAAACCACCGGAUAUUCCGACCCCUAUACGGAGGCAAAAUCAAAGCUCUAUGGCAAUCCCCAAUCUCAGCCCAGUGAUAACGGACAAUCUGGAGGGCCAAAACGUGAUUACGGCGGUGUAAACCAGCCCCCGAAUCAAAUGGGAGGUGGUUAUGGUCCAGGGAAACAGAGCGUCCAAGGAGGGUACGGGAGAGACAGAUAUGGAGGCAGCGAUAAUACAGGCGGAGGUUCUAGAUACGGCCCUGGAGGCUAUGGUGGCCUUGGAAAUGCGGACCCUAAUGCCGGAGACGAUAAUAGAAAUGCCCUGUUCGGAGAUGCUCGCCAGCGAUUCCAGGAACGACAACAGCAGCAGGACAAUACCCGUCCUCCCCCAUAUAGCGCUCAUGCUGGAGCUGAGAACGAGAGCGGUGCUCCCGGCACUACAUCUGGAGGCUACGGUGCUUAUCAAGACAGACAACUCACGGCCGAAGAGGAAGAAGAAGAGGACGUCCAGGCCAUAAAACAAGAAAUUCGCUUUAUGAAACAGCAAGAUGUCUCCUCUACUCGCAACGCUCUCCGUGUGGCUGCGGAAGCCGAAGAAACUGGUCGCAGUACUCUUGCUCGUCUAGGUGCUCAAGGUGAACGAAUCCACAACACCGAAAAAAAUCUCGAUCUUGCAGCAAACCAGAACCGGAUCGCCGAUGAAAAAUCUCGUGAGCUCAAGAAACUCAACAAGAGCAUGUUUGCUAUGCAUGUUUCGAACCCGUUCACAAGCGCAGAGCGUCGCAGGGCUCGCGAUGAAGCGAUCAUUAGUCGCCACCAGGACGAGCGAUUCCAACGAGAAGAAACGCGGCUAGCUGCAUUCCGAACGGAGCAGCGUUUGGGUCAGACUUUCAAGGAGAUGGAGAAGCAGGGCCAUUCCGCGACGUCAAAGACGAAAACUAAUCUUGCGGAACGCUCAAAAUACCAGUUUGAGCAAGACAGUGAAGAUGACGAGAUGGAGAACGAGAUCGACUCUAAUCUUGAUGCUCUUCAUGGUGCUGCAGUGAGACUGAAUGGUCUCGCCAGAGCUACUGGGAGAGAACUUGAGGAGCAGAACAAACGCUUGGAUGUUAUUAUGGGCAAGAGUGACUCUGUGGACGACCAAAUCCAUAUGAACCGCGCCCGGCUGGACCGGAUUCGUUAAACGCGGCAAAUGUCUUUCUGUUCUAUUUCAAGCAACAUAGGUCCCGGCGUAUAGGCUUCUAUCUACAUUAGUACCAGUCCG